UAAUCGCUCAACGUUUCUCUGGUUAGUUAAACAUUUUUCAAAUUGUUACCCAAAUUAAUCCAUGACCAUAGUUUGAAUCUAAAUAAUUACCUUGUUUAUUUUGUAAUAUGUACUUUGUGGCCUGUUUGCAUAUGUUUUGCUCCAUAAUCUUAUUGAAAUAAAACCAAAUUUUUCAGCUCAACAGUCAACUUAAGCUUCCUAGUUAACCAUCUAAAUCUUAAUCUUUGCUUGUCUCAAAGUUCAAGUGUUUAAGUAAAUAAAGAACCCAUCCUUCUUCAAUACCAUCACCAUCACCAUCAUGAUCAUCCCCACCUUCUUAAGUCAACAAAAGUUUACAAUUAACGAUAAUUGUAAUUGUAUCUUUUUCUCUCCAGUCUGUAUUGCCUGUAUCUUUUCAUGUGUUAUUUUGUGUCUCCGCUGUUUAGACUUUCAUUGUAUCUCUUGAACACAUACAUGGAGACAUCCAAAUCUAAUUAUAUUAUUCCGUGUAAUGGAAGGAGAAAAUAAUCAAGAUUAAGUUUUUUGGAAUCACAGAUAAUGUUGAUUAAUUGUUUGCUGUUAAACCCGUGGCAAGAUAAUCUCAAUCUUUAUUCUCGGUCUAUUUCAAAUUGAUUAAGUAAACAGAUUACUGGAGGUGUGGACCUGGUUAAAUCCAUUGUUUAACAUUAUAAUGCUUAAAAUGCAAACACAAUUUAGACAUUUUUAUUAUUCUUUUCCUUCUCUUCUUAUCUUUUACUUUUUUUUCUUAACAAUCAAUCAACUAGAUUAUCAAUUAUCAGUCAGAUAAAUCUAUAGAAUUGGUUAAUUCUUGUUUCCUUUAAUCUUUCAUCUGUUUACCACGACCGUAAUUACAAUAUGUUCCCUGCUCUGUCUUCCCUUUGGUAAAUAAAAAGGAAACAUUAGUUGAAAAAGUUUCACAAGUGUUUUGAGCUUGCAAGUUACUCUGGUGACAAAUUUUGUUAUUUUGUUACAGUUUAUAUUUUAGUUUUAUAUUUUUAUACUUUCCAAUAUUAUUAUACAGUUAAUUAGUUAAUUUUCAAUAAUGAGUCUAGAAACCCUUCCUAAAGAAGAAACUUUACGACUUCGUGAACAACACAUUGGAAAAUCAUGUACCCUGUUUUUCAAAGAUGACCCACUCAAAAUUGUUAAAGGUGAUGGCCAAUACAUGUAUGAUGAAAUUGGAACCAAGUAUCUCGACUGUAUCAACAAUGUUGCUCAUGUUGGUCACUGUAAUCCUCAUGUAACCCGAGCUGCUGCUCGUCAAAUGUCACUCAUCUAUACCAAUUCUCGAUAUCUUCAUGAUGCUAUGGUCAUAUAUGCUAAGCGAUUGACUCAAUAUUUUCCUGAAAAUUUGUCAGUCUGCUACUUUGUCAACUCUGGCUCUGAAGCCAAUGAUCUUGCUCUUCGACUUGCUCGCGCUCAUACAAAACACAAGGAUGUCAUCGCUGUAGAUAGUGCAUACCAUGGUCACUUGACUUCUAUUGUUGAAAUCAGCCCUUACAAAUUUGAAAAUAUUAAGGGACACAAGAAGAAGAACUGGGUUCACAUUGCACCGUUACCAUGCAAUUACCGGGGUAAAUUCAACAAAGAUAAAUAUGACGAUGAUGAAGUUAUCGGAAAGCUGUAUGCCAACGAAGUUGCUAAAUUGAUAGAAAACGCCCAUGAAAAAGGUCGUGCGAUUGCUGCAUUCAUAUCUGAAUCAAUGCUAAGCUGUGGUGGCCAAGUUAUUCCUCCUAAAGGUUAUCUCAAAGAAGUUUACAGACUAGUCCGGGAAGCUGGUGGCGUCUGUAUAGCCGAUGAAGUUCAGGUUGGCUUUGGGCGCAUCGGAAGCUCAAUGUGGGCUUUCCAACAUCCAAAUAAUGAUGUUGUUCCAGAUAUUGUAACUCUUGGAAAACCUAUUGGUAAUGGUCAUCCUGUUGCUUGUGUCGUCACAACACCAGAAGUGGCAGCAAGCUUUGAAGCUCUCGGAGCUGAAUACUUCAAUACAUAUGGAGGUAACCCUUGCUCAAUGGCUAUCGCAAACGCUGUUCUUGAUGUGAUUGAGAAGGAAAAUCUUCUCAAAAAUGCAGCCAAUGUUGGUUCUUUCCUCAUUGAAUCACUGGAAAAGUUGGCUGACAAAUAUCAAGUCAUUGGUAAUGUGCGUGGCUGUGGACUCUUCAUUGGCGUCGAAUUAGUUCGUGAAAGAACAAGCAAACGACCUGCAGGUCAUCUCGCCGAAUGGGUUGUCCGUCGUUUCCGAGAUGAACGAAUAAUAAUGAGUACGGAAGGAAAAUACUCCAAUGUUUUGAAAUUCAAGCCGCCUAUGACUUUUAACAUGGAAGAUGCUCAAAACUGGAUCACCGUAUUCACAUCCAUCAUGAAGCAAAUUGAAACUGAAGAGGUGUCCUCCUCAAGCAGUAGCUCAGCAAGUACUUCAAGUGUUGACUCGUUGUUCUCCAGUUGCGAAGAACUUGCCUAAUUCAUCACCAAAUCAUCUCAACAUUAUUUAACUUUACUCCUAUUUACGCUCAAAAUGAAAAGUUAAAUUAUUAUUCUAAUUCCAUUGCAUUCCGAAUCAUGAUAUAAACACUUAUCAUGUUGGCAAAAUUUCUCUUAAACUUAGUAUUGACCCUCUAAGGUCAAUAAUUUAACCCACCUAAUGCUGAUAACAGAUCUGUUUUAUAGAUCGUAAACCCAAAACUAUUUUCUUGACAAAGUGCCAUUUUACAAAUUAGUUGAAGCUAAUCUGUAUUCACAAUCUCUCAUAGUAAAUGUAAAUUCCCAAACCAUUUAAAUGUCAUAAUAACUGUAAUUCAUUGCCAUAAAAUCCCGACUUUUAAACUUCACAACCAUUUAUGACGAUGAAAACCUGAUACACAAACAUCAAGCAGAAGAAAAAUUAACGUAAACCACAAAAAAAAUGAAGAUUAAAAUAAAAUAAACACUUAUGCCUGGUA
Tetranychus urticae (two-spotted spider mite) is the source of this 2936-nucleotide messenger RNA. Its product is annotated as 5-phosphohydroxy-L-lysine phospho-lyase. The record is from RefSeq and is a predicted model, not a curated record. Gene Ontology annotation, cellular component: mitochondrion. Lineage: Eukaryota; Metazoa; Arthropoda; Arachnida; Trombidiformes; Tetranychidae. Gene Ontology annotation, molecular function: transaminase activity; pyridoxal phosphate binding.